Plutella xylostella (diamondback moth) is the source of this 5066-nucleotide messenger RNA. The record is from RefSeq and is a predicted model, not a curated record. Lineage: Eukaryota; Metazoa; Arthropoda; Insecta; Lepidoptera; Plutellidae.
GACAUUUUCUAUUUCCACUCCACGCCCCUGGUGGCGGUCGGCUCGGUUCUAAGUUUAAAAUUAUUUAGUUUCAUAAUUAUAGGCACUAAAAUGGAUACAAGAAAGUUAUCGGAAAUUUUACGGGCCACCAUUGAGCCGACGCAAAGACAGCAGGCCGAGGAGCAACUAUCCCAAAUCCAUAAAAUAAUUGGAUUUGCCCCAUCGCUGCUCCAAGUGGUGAUGGCGAAUGACAUCCCAACGCCAGUCCGUCAAGCUGGAGUUGUAUACCUAAAGAACCUCAUCACAACAGGAUGGCAAGACAAGGAGGUGGAAGAGGGAGAGCCCGUGCCUUUCACCAUUCACGAGCAGGACCGCGCCAUGGUCAGAGACCUGAUAGUAGAUGCGGUGGUCCAAGCCCCCGACAUCAUCAGGAUACAGCUAUGUGUUUGCCUGAAGAACAUCAUCAAGCAUGACUUCCCCACCCGCUGGACGCAAGUGGUUGACAAAAUCCACAUUUACCUGCAGAACCCUGAUUUUAACAGCUGGAUGGGAGCGCUGCUGUGUCUGUACCAGCUGAUCAAGAACUACGAGUACCACACGGCGGAGAAGCGGGUUCCGCUCAUCGAGGCCAUGAACCUGCUGCUGCCCAUGAUCUACACCCUCAUGGUGAACCUGCAGGCCGACCAGUCCGAGCAGUCCGUGCUGGUGCAGAAGACUAUUCUCAAAUGCUACUAUGGCUUGAUCAAGUACAUCCUACCCUUGGACCUGAUCACCCGCGAGUCGUUCGCCAACUGGAUGGAGGUGCUGCGGCGCGUGAUGGACCAGCCCGUGCCCGAGCACACGCUGCAGAUCGACGAGGACGAGCGCCCCGACCUGCCGUGGUGGAAGUGCAAGAAGUGGGCCAUACACACGCUGUACAGACUGUUUGAGAGAUACGGCAGUCCAGUGAACACUCGUAAGGAGUACAUAGAGUUCGCGGAGUGGUACCUGACGACGUUCACCGGCGGUAUCCUCGAGGUGCUGCUGAAGAUCCUGGUGCAGUACAGGAACAAGGUCUACGUCUCCGGCAGGGUGCUGCAGCAGACGCUCAGCUACAUCGACCAGUGCGUAUCUCACGCGCACUCGUGGAAGCUGCUGAAGCCGCACAUGUUCGCCAUCAUCCAGGACGUGCUGUUCCCGCUCAUGUCCUACUCCGACGCCGACGAGGAGCUCUGGAACACGGACCCGCACGAGUACAUACGGAUCAAGUUCGAGGCGACCAAGAAAACGUGGAUGGCCCAGCGACUGCGGCGGGGCGGCGUUCCCAUACCGCUGUCCUAUCGCCAUAACAUAUUCGAGGACUUCGUGUCCCCGGUGACGGCGGCGCAGACGCUGCUGAUGAACUGCUGCCGCAAGCGCAAGGACAUGCUGCAACGGACCAUGCACCUGUGCAUGCAGGUGCUCACGGCGCAGGCCGGCGAGCCCGACCCGCGGCAAAAGGACGGCGCGCUGCACAUGGUCGGCACCCUCGACGACAUCCUCAUGAAGAAGAAGUUCUACCGAGAGGAGAUCGACUCGCUGCUCAGCCAGUACGUGUUCCCCGAGUUCAACAGCCCGCUCGGCUACAUGCGCGCGCGCGCCUGCUGGGUGCUGCGCUCCUUCGCCGGCGUGCGCUUCAAGAACGACCAGCUGCUGCUGGAGGCCUGCCGCCUCACCAUCAACGCGCUCCUCACCGACGCCGAACUGCCCGUCAAGGUCGAGGCCGCCAUCGCCCUGCAAAUGCUACUCACCUCGCAAGACAAAGUACACAAGUACCUCGAGCCCCAAGUGAAGGCCGUCACCCUCGAGCUGCUCAAGAUCAUCCGAGAGACUGAAAAUGACAACCUCGCCAAUGUACUGCAGAAGAUUGUGCCGUUGUACACGGAACAACUGCUACCAAUCGCUGUGGAGAUCACCGAUCACUUGGCGACGACGUUCAGCAACGUCAUCGAGACGGACUCCGGCUCCGAUGAGAAGGCCAUCACGGCCAUGGGCCUGCUGAACACGAUAGAGACAGUCCUCAAUGUCAUGGAGGAUAACGCGGAAAUUAUGGCGCAGCUGGAAAAGACGGUGCUACGCGUCGUGGGACACAUUCUUCAUCACAAUAUUAUAGAAUUCUACGAAGAAGCGAUGACGCUGCUCUGCACGCUGACCGCCAAGACGAUCUCGGAGGACAUGUGGAAGGUGCUCGAGCUGAUCUACCAGAUCUUCGAGAAGGAGGGCUUCGACUACUUCACGGACAUGAUGCCGGUGCUGCACAACUACGUCACCGUCGACACGGACGCCUUCCUGUCCAACCAGAACCACAUCCUGGCCAUAUUCAACAUGUGCAAGGGCGUAUUGAACGCUGACGCCGAAGACGAGUCUGAGAUUUACGCGGCCAAGCUGCUUGAGGUGAUUGUCCUCCAGUGUUCCGGCAAGAUCGACAACUGUCUGCCCUCGUUCGUGGAGCUCGUGCUGAACAGACUCACCAGGAAGGUCAAGACCUCUGAGUUGAGGACCAUGCUGCUGCAGGUGCUGAUCGCGAUACUGUACUGCAACCCUCACCUGCUGUUCACGAUCCUGGACAAGCUGCAGGAGUCAGUGCCCAACGCGUCCAUCACGCAGCACUUCAUCAAGCAGUGGAUACACGACACCGACUGCUUUAUGGGCCUCCACGACAGGAAGCUCUGCGUGCUCGGCAUCUGCGCCCUGCUAGAGAUGGGCCCGAACCGGCCGAACCUCGAGGAGGUGCUUCCCAAGCUCAUGCCGUCGUGCCUGGUGCUGUUCGACGGACUCAAGCGGGCCUACGAGGCGCGUGCUGAGGCCGAUGAUGACACGUCGUCGGAGGAGGAGGAGGAUGAUGAGGCUGAUGAGGAGGUGCUCUCGAGCGACGAGGACCACAUAGAGGAGAUGAACAACGAGUACCUGGCGAACCUGGCGCGCAUGGCCGUCAAGAACUCGGCGCAGCAGGGCGUCGAGCUGUCCGCCCGGAUCGAGGACGCCUACGAUGAUAGUGACGACGAUGACGACGAUGACUUCGAACCGGACGAGACGGCUAUCGAAUGCUACACCACCCCCCUCGACGACAAAGACUGUCCUGUUGACGAAUACAUCAAGUUCAAGAAUACCCUUUCAGAUCUGUCCCGCAACGACCCGCAGCUGUACAACGCGAUCACGAGCGCGCUCACGGAGCAGCAGCAGAGCGCGCUGAAGGCGGUGCUCGUGCUGGCCGACCAACGCAAGGCGCAGCAGGACAGCAAGCGCAUCGAGCAGAGCGGCGGCUACUCAUUCACGGUCCCAGCGCAGGUCCCGACAAAAUUCAAGUUUGGGUCAUAAAUGAAGAAGUAACAUCGAAGCAUCAUCGAACACGCGGUCAUAACGUCUACGCGAACUAUAUACCUAUUAUGUUUAAUGUUUGGCGAGUUAUAUAUCGAUUUAUACUUUGUUGUAUGUAAUGGUUUUUUAUUAUUUUUUUGUAUAUUAUCAGUAAAUGUGCUUGUUAUAAGUGACGCAAUUUUAGUGCUCAUGAAUUUUGACACGUAUUUCCUCAUCGCAAAUUAUUUUCAAUGCAUUGUUUUAGUUUCAAAAUCUCUGCAAGAAAACUUUACCGUUUAUUAAUAAUAGGAAAAAGAAGUAUGGUGCCCUUAUAACAUGUAAUUAAAAAUGUAUUACUUACUAUACUGAAAACCAUAACAAGCAUGUAUUGAUUUUAGUUCACUGUGUGAUACUCCUUGUUCUGAUUAACUACAAUUGGUAAAUUUUUAUAGCUUGGCCUUUACCUCCUGAACUAUUAAGUUGUAUAUAUUUUAAUACACGUUUCAGGAGGGAUUUUCUUCAUCAAUUAUAUAUUAUAGUAUUAUUCUGUUGCAAAACUUUUUGUAUUCUUACACAAUAGAUUGUAUGGAGAUUUAUUGGUGUUGGUAAAGAUAUUCAUGUAAUUUACAAUGUGGUAGAUUAUUUAUUAGAAUAUAAUAAAUGUUAAUUCACAGUCAGUAAUAUUAUUUGUUGUCUCAACAUCACAUUAUAGGCAUUUUGUACUCGUAUACAAAAAAUAUAUAGUCAUAGGUAAAACAUGUUUAACAUCAAUUGUUUCAAGUUUACUAACAUUGUCUUAGUAAGCACACAUUAUGUGGAACCCAAUUAUUCUGCAGCAUUGUUUAAAGGUAACAAAUUGGUUCGUGUUAAUCUUAAAUUUUAAUGUUUAAAUGUCGCAGGUCAACAUUAAAAACAACAUGUAGGUAUAGUAUGAAUAUUUAUGUUCGGGUCUAUAUGUAGGUUAAAAAUAUAAUUUUGAAAGCUUCUUCACGUAGCUAGCAAAGAAAUCAAAUCUGAUUAAUGUCUUACAUCUGAAAAAUUAAUAUACUUAGGAUACAUAAAACUUUUUACAAUGUUGUGAUUAUAAUAUAUAAAUUCAUUUUCAAGAUUAAAUCUCGAAAAUUCACAAUGUACAAUCAACCACUCGGAUACUUAAUGCAUAAUGAUUACUUAGUAUGAACUGAUUCACAUGUCAGUAACAAUUAUUCUAAUUUGAACACACUACCAAUAAUUAUUUAUUAAUUUAUUAAAAGAUUGAUUCGUUAGUUUAGUUUAGAAAAAACUUAGCGAGGCGAAGAAAACCUUCCUCUGUGGUCGGAAUACCCACAACUUAUUCGCUGCUAUGAUAAUUGAUAAACGUAACAUAACAUCCAUAACUGUACCUAUUCAAAUUCAUUAUGUAUUUCAGUGGUUGAUGGUACCGUUAUUGUAUUGACACAGUGAGGCUAGAUAAUUAAGGAAAAGGUUAAAUAAUAUGAUUGAUGCGGGCCAAGCUCUUUAAAAAAAACUAUUUUGAAAUAUUUAGACAAAGUAAAAUUUUGCUUGCGUAAUAUAAAAUGUCGUCAAUUUCUUAGGCCGGUUUGAGUUAAUUUGUUCCCCUUUUCCUACCAAUCGGCUGGUGUAAACCGCUGCUACUCCAUUCAUAAUGUGGUAAAUGUUUGUAAAAAUCUGUUGUUACGUUUUGUUUAAAACUCCCACUGGAGACUUGUUUAUCUUUUUGCCACUAUUUCUACAGCUUAGAUGUACACAAUAAAAUUGUAUUUUUAAGCCAA